AUGGAGUAUUACUCAGAAGAAGAAGACUCUUUUGAUUCAAGCCAAUGUUCCGAUAUCGACGAAACCGACCAAGCAUGGUCCAGUAAGGAGGAUGGCUGUGAAAGAUCGUGUUCUGCUGAUGAAUACUCUAGUUCAGAGUAUGGAGACGACCCUGGUGAAGAAAGUCCUGAACCUAAACCACCAGACCACUCUCAAGGCAACACAAGAUUUUACAAGAAAGGAGGUUGCCGAGAAAACAAAUCAUGGAGCAUUGACACUGAUUCUGAAAUCAGUAUGGGAGAGGAAGAUGAAUGUGAUCCACAUCCUACCCAGGCUUGCAAUCCUCUCAAGAAAUCACUGACGCCAGCCAGCUAUGGAGUUACUCCAUACAAAGUACCAGGCCGAUCCAAAUCCACCACAGCUAGAAAAGCUCAAUCAACACCAGCUGCCACAAAGAAGCAAUCCAGAACAGCACGUGGGAACACACCUGAUUAUCUAGUCUUUUCAGGUUCUAGCAUGGACCCUGGAGUCUAUUUAAGAUGGGAGGAUGAUAUGAAGCAGUGGCUGCGAGCAAAGAACAUCCCAAAGGAAGAUAAGCUAUCAUAUGCCCUUGAUAUGCUUAUUGGAAAAGCUUACACUUGGUGGGAACAAGAAGAUGCCCAGACCUACUACUCUAAUCCAGUACUCAAUUGGGGAGAUCUUAAGGCACGCAUGUAUAAGGAGUUUGUAAGGAAGCUCAGGGCUAGCAACAAAAUUCUCACAAGGACUAUGUACCAAGAAAAUCGGUGGAGUUCAAUGUCAACACCAAAGGCAAGACCAGCUGCUGAUAAGAGUCACGCCCACUGUCCUGAUCCAAGUAAGUCAUUGUCCACUUCAAAGAAGGCAGAGGAGGUUGAGAAACUUUCUCCAGCCAAGAAGUAUCAAGGCUGGACAAGCACCACAUCAAAGCACCAUCACCAAGCAACAUCAAGGAAAGAGGUGUCUAGCUUAAAACCAGAAUCUGCUUCUAUGCCUAUGAGUGCUCACGGCCUUAAGCCCAAGAAGAUGACAUCAAGUGUCCCUACGCUUCACAAAGGAGCUAUGAGGUCGUCCCAAACAGAGAAGUUUCAAGAGAGACCAAUCCCUACACUUUUGAUGGGAUCACAAGGGAUACAAGAAGUAUGUCAAAGGUCCAAAGAAACUUCCAACCAACAAGAGAACAUAAGAAGCCAAGGUAAGUCCUCUAACUCUAAAAAUUUAAAAGAUCAGACAUGUUAUAGAUGUCAUAGACGUGGACACUUUGCUGCUGUUUGUCCAUCUAAGAAAUUGAAAGAAACAUCACUAGGAGAGAAAACUGAAAUAUCAAAAAUAAGUGAUAGUUUAAUUCAAUCUGAUUUGUUGGUUUCCAAUGCUUGUAUAAUGCACUUGUCUAUGCCAAAAGGUGUUAAUACAGGUCCUAAGGAGCAUGAGUCCAUUGAAGAAGAACCACCAGGAGAAAUUCUUGAGAUGGACCAGAAUAAAGCUCAAGACAUAAGGCAACACAUGUUCCCUAAGGAGAUCAAUUCCGAGGCAUCCAUACUGCCCAAUCCGACCAGCACUACACCAGGUAUGAUCCAACAUCAAGAUGUAAUUAGUAAAGCUAAUUUGUGUGUUCAUGGUACAGGGAGCCCAAGUUUGGAACAUAGGAUCCAAAAGAGUAAUGGGGAUAAUAUUUCCAACAAAUAGAGGCAGAAUCCAAGCGAAAGUUAUACAAGAAAGAGUGAACCACAAGAAAGUGAGGCCACGACUGAAUGUACCAGAUUUGCUAAGACCACUCCAAGAGAAGUCCAAGGUCAUGAGAUC
This is a messenger RNA of Brassica oleracea var. oleracea, 1800 nucleotides long. RefSeq lists its product as uncharacterized. The transcript is spliced from 2 exons. The record is from RefSeq and is a predicted model, not a curated record. Gene Ontology annotation, molecular function: nucleic acid binding; zinc ion binding. The coding region runs from base 1 to 1683 and encodes 560 amino acids. Lineage: Eukaryota; Viridiplantae; Streptophyta; Magnoliopsida; Brassicales; Brassicaceae.